GUGAAGGGAAAAGUGGCCAAAGGCACGGAAGGCCGUAUCGGGUUCACGCUGCCAGUGUUAUCGUGUUCCGAGAGCUGAGCGCCCAAGUAAACUUGCCUGUAGAUUAAAUUUCGGAAACUGCAGUUUCUUGAUUUGAACUUUGAAACUACUGUUAGAGGUAGGAUUGGGGAAGGAAAAAGCGAUGCCUCCAAAGAACAGCGCCACCACCUCCUCCUCCUCUAUUUCUACGCUCUUCCUAGUAUUCGUCGUCCUUUGCAUUCUUUCACUGACCCUCUUCAUCUUCAGCACAUCAAACCAUUCCGAUUCCUCUGUUUCUUCACUUUCUUGCAUGAACGCGCUUCAAUCUACAGCUGGUUUCAUCAACGUCUAUGUUGCAGACCUUCCCAGAUCCCUGAAUUAUGGCCUUCUUGACAAAUAUUGGGUCUUCGAUGCAGAUUCUAGGCUCGGCAGCGACGCAGACCGUGAGAUUCGGUCAAACAAUUUGGCACAAGGCCAAAAAUUUCCACCAUAUCCAGAGAAUCCAUUGAUAAAGCAGUACAGUGCGGAGUACUGGAUCACAGGGGAUUUGAUGACUCCCCAAGAACAACGAACUCGGUCGUUUGCAAGACGGGUCUUUGAUGUCAAAGAGGCUGAUGUGAUUUUUGUGCCGUUCUUCGCGACGCUGAGUGCAGAAAUGCAACUGGGUAUGGCGAAAGGGCAGUUCAGGAAGAAAGUUGAAAAUGAGGAUUACCAGAGGCAGAAGGAGGUGAUUGAGUUUCUUAAGAAUACAGAAGCUUGGAACCGGUCUGGUGGGCGAGAUCACGUCUUUGUUCUCACUGACCCAGUUGCUAUGUGGCAUGUCAAAGAUGAGAUUGCCCCGGCUGUUCUUCUUGUGGUAGAUUUUGGUGGUUGGUACAGGCUUGACUCCAAAUCAUCAAACUGUAGCUUACCAGAUGCUGUUCCACACACCCAAGUUUCAUUAAUUAAAGACGUGAUUGUUCCAUACACCCAUCUCCUUCCCAGGUUGCAUUUGUCUGAAAACCAGGAGCGCCACAAUCUUCUGUAUUUCAAAGGGGCUAAACAUAGGCACCGGGGAGGCCUAGUUAGAGAGAAGCUAUGGGAUCUCUUGGUUAGUGAGCCAGGUGUUAUAAUGGAGGAAGGAUUUCCUAAUGCCACUGGGAAAGAGCAGUCAAUAAGAGGGAUGAGGACAUCGGAGUUUUGCCUACACCCUGCUGGAGACACACCUACAUCAUGCCGGCUAUUUGACGCCAUACAAAGUCUUUGUAUACCUGUUAUUGUCAGUGAUAAUAUUGAGCUCCCAUUUGAAGGGAUGGUGAAUUAUUCAGAAUUCUCUGUUUUUGUAGCAGUCAAUGAUGCACUGAGACCAAGCUGGCUUGUAGAUCAUCUAAAAAUUUUUUCUCGAGAGCAGAAAGAAAGUUUCCGUCGAAAUAUGGCUCGAGUACAACCCAUCUUUGACUAUGAUAAUGGUCAUCCAGAUGGUAUUGGACCAGUGCCCCUGGAUGGUGCUGUGAACCACAUAUGGAGGAAAGUUCACCAAAAGUUACCCAUGAUUCGAGAAGCCAUUGUUCGUGAGAGAAGAAAACCACCUGAUGUUUCAGUUCUCCGCCGUUGCCAUUGUAGUUGAAUUCAGUUGGUCGUCUAUCCAAAUCCUCAACAUUUUAAAAAGUGAAUGCAUAUAGUGCAUCAAGAGAAAAAUAGAGAAAAAAUUACGGAUGUGGAGAUAAGACUUGGAUCUUACCUUAGUUGCAUUUUUUGUUAUAUAGUCUCCCAACAUAUGAACAUAUGAACGCUGAUGAUCAGAUUUGAUUAUGUCUCUCUACUUUGACCGGUUUCUGGUCCUGCAGAGUUGUUGGGAAGAUCAUGAGACGCUUGUAUGAAUGGUAUAGCAGAGACUUCUUAGCCAAAUUAUGCUAAUAUUUCAGAGAAUUUUUAAA
Neltuma alba is the source of this 1934-nucleotide messenger RNA. RefSeq names its product probable arabinosyltransferase ARAD1. NCBI's taxonomy places the organism in Eukaryota, Viridiplantae, Streptophyta, Magnoliopsida, Fabales, Fabaceae. Bases 182 to 1624 code for a protein of 480 amino acids. The record is from RefSeq and is a predicted model, not a curated record. Gene Ontology annotation, molecular function: glycosyltransferase activity. The transcript has 3 exons.